GGGUCGCAACGAUCUCGGAUAGCGGGAACGCCGUAGGAUUAGACGACACGAGAGUAAAGGGAACUUCUGGGGGAGGAGAGAGAGAGGUCGAGGUGGGAGUUGCAGACCCAGAGACGGCGGGGGUCGACGCUGAAGCCGUAUCUUGUCGAGCGACGAGGGAGCCUAGGGCCAACAGAGGCAAUGGUGCUGCCGUUACUAAAGCACGUAAGAGCAUGCUCCCUCGUCCGGCCCUUCUUGCAGCUGUCCUAUCCG
Molecule: messenger RNA, 252 nt
Organism: Acaulospora colombiana
Lineage: Eukaryota; Fungi; Glomeromycota; Glomeromycetes; Diversisporales; Acaulosporaceae
Source: the annotation of a GenBank genome assembly